GCUUCCGGUGUCCGGGAGCCGGACUCUGGCCGUUGUUGGUGGGAACUGUGAGUUUGGCAGGCGACCAAAACCGGCUGCCUGAGCUCCCACUCCGCCCCCCGUCCCGCCCCGACUCAAAGCCGCCAGGAACCUCGGGCCCCAUUCCCGGCUCCAUCCCGCAAGGAACUCCAGGCCGCGUCGUCCGGGCCCCGACCGCUCCCCGCCUCUCUCCGUCGCAGAUGCCAGGCAUCCCCGCGGUGCCCACCGGCCUGGUGGCCCUGUUGGCCCUGUUGGCGCUGCUGGCCCUGCUGGCGCGGCUCGCCCACCACCACGGCCCCACCAUCCUCUUCUGGAACGAAACCAUCCUGGAGUCGGCCGCCAACUUGGUCCUGGGCGGCAGCAAGGAGCAGAGGAUUCUGCGAUGGGUGCUGCGGCGGGCUGAGCGCGGCAACCCCCAGAGCGUCCUGGACACCAUCGACGACUACUGCCGGCGCAAAGAGUGGGCCAUGAACGUGGGGGACGAGAAAGGGCUGAUCCUGGACGGCGUGGUGCGGGCGUGCCGGCCCUCGGUGCUGCUGGAGCUGGGGACCUACUGCGGCUACUCGGCCGUGCGCAUGGCUCGCCUGCUGGCCCCCGGGGCCCGCCUCCUCACCGUUGAGGGCAACCCCGACUUCGCGGCCAUCGCCCGCCAGGUCAUCCUCUUCGCUGGCCUGCAGGACAAGGUCCAGGUGGUGGAGGGGACCUCGCACGAAGUCAUCCCUCAGCUGAAAAAGAAGUGUGACGUGGCCACGCUGGACCUGGUCUUCAUCGACCACGCCAAGGAUCAGUACCUGCCCGACACCAUCCUGCUCCAGGACAGCGGCCUCCUGCAUCCGGGGACGGUGCUCCUGGCCGACAACGUCAUCUUCCCCGGGGCCCCCGACUUCCUGAGCUACGUGCGCGGCAGCGGGCGCUUCUCCUGCACUCACCACCCUGCCCACAUAGAGUACCUCUCCGUGCCCGACGGGCUGGAGGAGGUCGUGUUCCUGGGCUGACCGACCGCCGGCCCCCGGCCCGGGGAGGCCCACUUCGCUGCGAUGGGAUGGGGAGGGGGCAGGAAGGGGGGCCGGGGACGGGGAGACCCCCGGGGCUGAGCCUCGGCCAGCCCUCUCCCGUCGUCGCCCCGUGCCCACCUCGGGGGAGAGACGCGGGCCGGGGGCCGUCCGUCGGUCACGGAGGCCCGGGCCCUGGACCGACUACUUGGAAGACUCCUCCGGGGGCGAGAUCCCAACUCCCGGUCCAAUCGCGGAGCCGGCCGGCCGGCCAGACAGACCUGAUUCCCACACAGCGAAAGCCAGGAGAGCAGAAGAAGGCAGGAAGCAGCAAAACUCUCUUUCCACACAACCCCGCCAUCCCACCACUACCAAACAGCCCACCGGAUAACUCGCUGAAUAGAAAAUACGCAAGCUUACAAAUAAACACAUUUUUUGUGUCCGUGA
Molecule: messenger RNA, 1457 nt
Organism: Tachyglossus aculeatus (Australian echidna)
Lineage: Eukaryota; Metazoa; Chordata; Mammalia; Monotremata; Tachyglossidae
Gene: COMT
Product: catechol-O-methyltransferase
Exons: 4
Biological process (GO): dopamine metabolic process; catecholamine catabolic process; developmental process
Cellular component (GO): membrane; axon; dendrite
Molecular function (GO): catechol O-methyltransferase activity
Source: RefSeq, a predicted model, not a curated record